AUGUCGGCCAGUGGCUAUGCCGUCAAGCACAAGGAGCGGCAGGCGGAACGGGUGUCGUCGGCGGCCAGGCCGGGCCGUCGCCCUGCCGCCGUCGGGCUGUCGGCGGUGCUGGCCCAACAGCCGGGCAGCUUCGAUGGCAAGAAGAUUGCGGCGGUGGACAAGAGCAUAGCCUCCCUGGAUGCCCUCCCCGAGCGCUAUGCUGCUGUCAAGACGCUGUACGUCAGCAAGAACAGCCUGCGCAGCCUGGCGGGCGUCGAGCAGUUCCGCGGCCUGCGCGCGCUGUCGGCCGCCGACAACGAGCUGGGCGACCUCGAGUGCCUGCGCGCCCUGCCCGCUGCGGGCAUCGCCCUGGAAGCCGCCAGCUUCGAGGGCAACCCCAUGGCCGACCUGCCCAACUACCGGGCCCACGCCAUCGCCACGCUGGGCCCCUCCCUGGCCAUGCUGGACAACCGGCCAGUCGGCGAGGAGGAGCGGCGGGCGGCGCCGGGGGCCGUGGCGCACGAGGCCACCAUGCUCGCGCUGAUGACCAGCAACGCCUGCCUGGUGCACAAGCUGGGGCGUGCGGUGCAGCUGGUGAAGCUGCAUUGCGAGCUGCAGUGUGCGGUGCUGGGCGGCCAGUAUGGGAGCGCCGCAGCGGCGGGCGCAGGCGCGGGGCCCGAGAGCCUUCCCGGCAGCAGCGGGCGCGGCAUGAGCCGCCUGCUGCAGCUGUGGGACGCCGAGGGCAGCCUGGGGCGCCAGGAGCGGCACGCCAUUGGGCUGGCCAUCCGGCGCGAGGUGGGGCGCCGCUACCGCAAGCUUGUGCUGGCGGGAGGCAAGCCAGAGGGCAGCAGCAAGCUGUGGCAGCAGGCAUUUGCCCAGGUGAUGCUGCUACAGCAGGAGACGAUUGCCAGCCUGAUGGGGAUGCUGGAGGAUGCCAAGUCGGAGGCUGCCGCCACGCUUGCGCCCAUCACGCGCCCUCCCUCGCCCACCAAGCGCGCCGCACUACAGGGGGAGCAGCAGGCGCAGGCCAGGGUGCGGCAGGACAGGGAAGCGCUCAUCCAGGACCUGAGGGACGCCUUCCUGGGCCUGGCAGAUGCGGCAGCCCACAGCAACGCCCCGCAGAGGGCUGCUCGCUACGAGGCUCGCAUCCGGGAGCUGCACGCCGCGCUGGAGGCGGCUAGCGGCACCGGUUCCAGCACGGUGCCCCAGCAGCGGCAGGCGCUCGAGGCACAGGAUGGGGAGGAGGCGGCGGCGGCGGGGCGAGGCCAGUGGGCCAUUGCUGCGAUGCGGCCCGCCUCUGCCGGGCCAGCACCGGCGGCAGCAGCGGUGCCGCAAGGCCAGCUGGGGGCAGCCAGGCUGAAGAGCGCCCUGAAGGCGCAGCGGGGUGACACCCACGGGCCUGAGCCUGCGCCGCGGCCCGCUUCGGCGCGCCCUGGAGGCAGCGGCGCCCCGGCGUCGGGUGAGCUGGCUGGGGAGCCUCGCCCAGGCACCGCCCCAGCAAGCAGGCAGCCCGGCGCGCCUGCAGGCCUGCGGCAGUGGCACGCCGAUGAUGGUCUGGCUGAGUAUGAACGGAUGGAGCAGGCGCGGUGCACGACGCCGCGGCCCUUCCAGGGUGCCUCCCAGGCUCCUGCCUCGAGCGGCCAUGCAGUGGUGGCCAGGGAGGGCAGCAGGCACCCUGCGCCCCGGCAGCCGCCCGUGGCAGCAGCCUCCAGGAGCAGCAGCCCGCAGCGCGCCCGGCCGGCCAGCCCCGGCCACCCCCUUCCUGGCAGCCCUUCAGCACAGUGGGUGCCCAACCCUCUAGCCUGCAGCAGCAACGAAGGCGACGCCUGCCCACGUGCUGAGAGCCCGCAGGACGGUGCUGGCCUGCACGCCAUCCUCCGCCUGUUGCAGCGCGAGGGGCGUGUCAGCCAGAUGGAGGCCCUCCAGUCCAUCAUGGCCCAGCACGAGACUGCCGCCGCCGAGCUGCAGGCGGCCAACCACCAGCUGGCGCUGGCGCUGCAGGAGGCCCAGCAGCACACCCGAAGCCUGGAGGGCCAGCUCGCCGACCAGCGGGCUGCGCUGGAGGAGGCGGCUGGGGUGGCGGCGGCACAGGAGCGGCGGCGGGAGCAGCAGCUGGAGGAGCUGGGGAGCCGGCUGGAGGAGGUACUGGCGAAUCGUGCAGCCCUGAGGGCUGACUUGCAGGCUGCGGCGGCAGAGCGGCAGCAGCUGGCGGAGCAGGCGCAGGCGGAGCGGCAGCGGCUUGCAGGCGAGGCGCAGCGCGAGCGCGAGGCGGCGGCUGCCACCAGCCGCCAGCUGGCAGCCAGGGUGGCGGAGCUGGAAGGGCGCAAGGCUGUAGAGCUCCGACUGACGGUAGUGUCGCAUGAGGCCGAGUGGAGGGCAGAGGCGGCGCGUGUGGUGGCCCUAGAGGCUCGGGCCGGCGAGCUGCAGGGGCAGGUGGCGGCCUACCAGCAGCAGGAACGGGUCGAGGCUGCCAGCUCUGCGCUGGCGAGCCGCGUGAUGCUGCGCCGCGUCCUGAUGCGCUGGCGCGAGGCGGCAGCAGAGUGCGCCUACCUUGCAGCCAUGCAGCAGGCGGCGGCCCUGCUGCGCCGCCGCACGCUGCUGGCGGGCUGGCUGGCCGCCUGGCGGCUGGCUGCGCGGCGCAGCCAGCUGGUGGCGGCCCGGGAGCAGCAGCGGCAGCUGCGGCGCGUGCAGGGCGCCUGGCAGGCCUGGCAGGCGUACUGCCAGGGGUGUGUGCUGGGGCGGGGGCUGGACGCCGCCGCCGGCAUGCAGCGGCAGAGCGCGCUGCUGCGGCAGUGCUUUGCGGCCUGGCUGCGGCGCACGGCGGCCUGCCGGCAGGUGGAGCUGCCUGCGCGGCACCCGGCGGUGCGGGCGGGCGCCCAGCUGCAGCGCCACCGCCUUCUUCGCAGCUUCUUCGGCAGCUGGAGGGGGCACAUGCGGGAGCAUGUGCUGCCGCGCCUGGCGGCGGUGCAGGCCCUGGCUGGACGCCACUUCCUGCAGCGCCAGCUCUCCUGCUGGCGCCAGGCGGCCUCGAAGGCCAAGCGUGAGCGCACCGCCGCGCUGCGCGGCGCCCUCACCAGCCGUGCCCUGCUGCUGCGCCGCGGGUGGCGCGCGUGGCGCCUGGGAGUGGCCCAGCAGCGGCACCAGGCUCAGCAGCUGGCGCAAGUGCAGCACCGCCGCCGUCUGGCGACGCUGGCGGCCUGCUGGGAGGGGUGGCAGGAGUGGACGGCGGUGUGCCGCGGCAUGAACCGUCGGCGGGACGCGCGGCUGCUGGCGGCGGCGCUCCAGGCCUGGCGGCGCGCCGCACAGUGGGCCGAGAAGAGGAGGAUGGCUGCUGCCUUUAGCCAGCGGUGUAGCCAGCGGCGGUUCCGCGCCUCGCUGCGCGCCUGGCGCGCCGCGGUGGCUGCCCGGCGGCAGCGCACGCACCAGCUGGGGCAUGCACGGGGGCUGCUGCGCCGCCGCUUGCUGGGCAGGCUGGUCGCGGGCUGGCGGCGCGCGGCCCUGGCCGGCAAGCUGUGUGCCACGCUGGGAGUGGUGGCACAGCUGCAGGCGGCUGUGCAGGAUGUGAGCCGCGAGCUGCAGAGCAAGGCCGGAGAGGUUGAAGCUCUGGAGUGUGUGCGGGUGGAGGUGGAGGGGCAGGCAGAGUGCCUGCACCUGCAGGUGGAGUCGCUGGAUGGCGACCUGGCGACAGCUCAGCGCCAGGUGGCGGAGCUGCAGGCGGCGGCGCACCUGGCGCAGGAGCAGCACCGCGACACGGCGCAAGCGCUGGAGCGCGCCCUGGCUGCGCAGGCCGCGGCAGAGGCAGCCGGCGCUGCGGCGGCGGCGCAGCGGGAUGCUGCCGAGGCGGGCAGGGAGGCGGCAGAGGCGGAGCGGGCGGCAGCGUGUGCUGCGCGCGAUGCCGCCGAUCGGGCCGCACAAGACGCCUGCGCCAAGGCAGAGGCCGCGGCCGCUUCGGCAGCCACGGCGGUGGCGCAGGCGGCUGCCGCCUCUGCGGCUCUGGAUGCGCUGGUCGGGGAGCACCAGCAGGCCCAGGAGCAGCUGCGGCAGGCGCAGCAGGAGCGCCAGGCGCUGGCUGCUGACCUGGCGCAGGCGCUGGAAGAGGUGCAGCGCACUGCGGGCCUGCUGGCAGGCUUGCAGGAGGAGUGCGGCAGGCUGCGGCGGGCGCGGGAGCAGGCAGAGGCGAGCUGCGCUGAGGCUGCCGCGGAGCAGGCUGCGGCGCUGAGGCAGGCGGAGCGGCUGGCGGCGCUGUGUGAGGAGCAGGAGCAGCGGGGUGGGCAGCUGCAGCAGCAGGUGGCUCACCUGCAGGGAAUGCUGGGCAGCCAGGGCGCGCUGCAGGAAGAGCUGGCUGCGCUCGGGGACCGCAACCGCCAGCUGUGCGCCGACAACGAGAGCAUGCGGGCGCAGCUGGAGCGCUUUGCUGCUGCGGUGCAGCAGGGGGAGGAGGAGCACGGCCGCCUGGAGCAGGCGGCCGGCGAGCUGCGGCGCGAGGGGCAGCGCCUGCAGGAGCGGGCGCAGGAGGCUGAGGCCGAGGCCCGGCAGCUGGCCAAGCUGGCCGACAGCUUGCAGGGCGCCAAGACGUCGCUGGAGGGGCAGCUGGCGGAGGCGCAGGGCGAGGCCUCGGCGGCGGCGGCGGCACGCCAGGCGGCCACCGCCGCGGCAGACGCCCUACGGCAGGAACGCGACGGGCUGGCCGCUACCGUGCAGCAGCUGCAGGAGGGCAACGUGGGGCUGGAGAGCGCAGUGGCGCGGCUGCGGGGCCAGCUGCAGCAGAGCAACGGUGUGCUGGACUCGUGCCGGCAGAUGCUGGGGGAGUGCUGCUCUGCGCGCGCCGCCGCCGACGACCAGGCGGUAUCCCUCAGCGAGCUGCUGCGCUCGGUCAAGGCCGACCAGCUGCUCAAGGAGGCUGCCAUCAAGGCGCUGACGCGGGAGAACGCGCAGCGUGGGGAGCGCCUGCGCGCCCUGCAUGCGCAGGUGGAGGCGCUGUCGCAGCAGGUGCUCGGCGGCAGCCAGGCCGGCGCCCACUCCCACUCCCAGCCGCCCCCGCCGCCGCAGCCGCCCCCGUACGGCCGCCUGGCGCCAGCAGCAGCGCCAGCUGCCAGCCCUGGGUCCAGCUGGGCUUCCGCCGGGCCGGGACCGCGCGCCACGCCUGCACCCGGCAGCGGCAACGCCUCUGCGGCAGCAGGAGCAGGGGGUGCCAGCCCCGGCGGGAGCUCGGUACAUCAGCAGCCCCGGAAGCAGGAGGCGCCGGCCUUUGCCUUCCCGGCGGCAUCUGGCUCCCCCGCGGCAUCCUACAUCCCGCUGUCAGCACACCAGCAGACCAGCCCACGGUCCGGCAGCGGCGGGGCAUCCCCAGGCCCCGCAGGCUCUGCUGGCAGCAGCGCCCGUGGGGGCGGCGCCGGCCCCCCAAGCAGCGCCACGCUUGCCCAGCUGCUGCCGCCCCGCGCGCUGUCCCCUGGCGGCUACGGGCCUGGCGAGCCGCCUCCCUCGCUGGCGCCUGAACUCAGCGAUCAGCGGCUGAGCUACCUGCUAGAGAUGGUGGUGCAGAAGCGCAUCACCGCCACGCUGGCGCAGCAGGUCAUCAAUGCCGCGGCAGAGGGCGACGCGCGGCCGCUGCUGCAUGUCCUGGACUCUGCGAGGCGGCGGGUGGAGGGGCAGUCCCUGCCGGCUGCCGCCGGCCCGGUGGCAGAGGAGGAGCUGUCGGCGGCGCGGCAGCAGAUACAGCAGCACCUAUGCCAGCAGCAGCCCCACUCCUCGCCUUCUGGAUGGCCCUAG
Molecule: messenger RNA, 5748 nt
Organism: Chlorella variabilis
Lineage: Eukaryota; Viridiplantae; Chlorophyta; Trebouxiophyceae; Chlorellales; Chlorellaceae
Exons: 14
Coding region: 1-5748 (1915 amino acids)
Biological process (GO): centriole replication
Cellular component (GO): centriole
Source: RefSeq, a predicted model, not a curated record